Zasmidium cellare ATCC 36951 is the source of this 798-nucleotide messenger RNA. RefSeq lists its product as uncharacterized. Gene Ontology annotation, biological process: translation. The record is from RefSeq and is a predicted model, not a curated record. The coding region runs from base 1 to 798 and encodes 265 amino acids. The transcript has 2 exons. NCBI's taxonomy places the organism in Eukaryota, Fungi, Ascomycota, Dothideomycetes, Mycosphaerellales, Mycosphaerellaceae. Gene Ontology annotation, cellular component: mitochondrial large ribosomal subunit; ribosome. Gene Ontology annotation, molecular function: structural constituent of ribosome.
AUGGCCGCCCGAUUGACGCGCCCAGCGCCAUCAAUGGCCACUCUUCACGCCCUAGAAUCAGCACUCGCUUCAUUUCGGAUAUCCCAACCCGCCACUGGCGUACGAUUCGCCUCUCAUCAAGCUCAAGGACGAGCCAACAAGGCCAAGCAGGGUCCUGGAAAGCGAUUGGGAGCGAAGAAAAUUGCGGGCGAAUCUGUCGUGACGGGGAACAUAUUGUACAAGCAGAGAGGCACCCUAUGGUUUCCAGGUGAUAACUGCUUCAUGGGCCGAGACCAUACCAUCCACGCUGGGGCACCAGGUUAUGUCAAGUACUACCGCGAUCCUGUGAAGCAUCCCAAGCGAAAACUCAUCGGCGUCGUCUUCGAACGAAACCAGACUCUGCCACAAGCACCUGGCACUCCUAUUCGACGAAGACUCGGUAUGCUCGCGUAUCAAACACCGAACGAAGAGCAGAAAGUUGUCACUGCCGAUCUAAGCACUUCUCCCGCGCUCGAGUACGACGCUGCUGCCCCAGCAACACAAAUCAGGCAAGAGCCGCAAGAAUCGAGAAGUGUAACGAUUACAAGAGGCAAGAAGGGAGAUCGACAAGAGAUCAAGCUGCAUCUGAGACCAGGCGGCAUGUAUAGACAGGCAAACUGGGAGAUUGGUCGAGCAGCUGAAAGGAGCAAGGCGGCGCAGAGUGUCAGACCUUUCAAGCCUGGAGAUCGGUUCGCGGCUUGGAGAAAGAGAUCCGCAAGAGUCGCCAGGACUGCUGAGAGGAGAGCGAUGACCCGCGGCGGGAAGAAGAGCAAGAAAUAG